Molecule: messenger RNA, 422 nt
Organism: Drosophila biarmipes
Lineage: Eukaryota; Metazoa; Arthropoda; Insecta; Diptera; Drosophilidae
Product: SCO-spondin
Exons: 2
Coding region: 53-325 (90 amino acids)
Source: RefSeq, a predicted model, not a curated record
CUAGUUCAGUGGAAAAGUCGCAUAUAUCAGAUAAGUAAAUGAAACGAACAAGAUGCUUCUUAGGACGAUCCUCUUUGUUAUAUUGGGGGUGUUACAUUUUGUACAUACUGAAAUCCCGCUUAUCGACUCUUGUCACCACAAUAGUGUCAAGGUGAAAUGCAAGCCGGUUUGUCCCAAACUCUGCUCGAACCAUUAUUUUACUCGCAGGUGUGUUGCGAAAAAAUGCAAGGCAGGAUGCGCCUGUAAAAAGGGUUGGUUGCUAACUAGACCCACCCUGGGCUAUUGUAUUCCGCGAUCAUCUUGCAAGCGAUAUAUCAUAGAGUAAGAGUUUUGUGUGCACUCAAACUUAUAUUAAAUGUCUGAUUUUCCUGGCACUUAAGCUGCGAACUUGGGGGCGCAGAAAGUCUGACGACAAUGGCAAA